CAUAUCCAAAAACCCAACUUUCCCUAGCUCACAUUCUACACCACAUUUGAGACGAUCACAAAGAAGAGUGAGUGAGAAGGAAAUGGCCUCCACUGCAUGCUUUUUGCACCACCAUGCACUCACCACCGCCGCUUCUGCCCGGUCCUCAUCGUCGGCACAGCGCCAAGUGGUGAACAUCAACAAGCACAACCAGGUUGUGAUCUGCCGGGCCCAGAAGCAGGCAGCCGGCCAGGAAGAAGAGAGCGGUGCUAACGUCUCACGGCGGUUGGCUCUCACAGUCCUCAUCGGUGCUGCAGCCCUUGGCUCCAAGGUUUCCCCUGCUGAUGCAGCUUAUGGUGAAUCGGCCAAUGUCUUCGGAAAGCCAAAGUCGAACACAGACUUCUUGCCAUACGUUGGAGAGGGAUUCAAGCUAUCCAUUCCUGCAAAAUGGAACCGUAGCAAAGAGGUUGAGUACCCUGGUCAAGUCCUUAGGUACGAGGACAACUUCGACAGCAACAGCAAUGUGGCCGUCACAAUCACCCCAACCGACAAGAACUCCAUCGCCGACUAUGGCUCCCCCGAGGAAUUCCUUACGAAGGUGGACUACUUGCUAGGCAAACAAGCCUACUUUGGCAAGACUGAAUCCGAGGGUGGUUUCGAUCCGGGUGCUGUGGCCACAGCCAACAUAUUGGAGAGUUCUAGCCGAGUGGUUGACGGAAAGCAGUACUACUACAUAUCUGUGUUGACAAGGACAGCCGACGGAGAUGAAGGAGGCAAGCACCAGCUUAUCACAGCCACCGUGAAAGACGGCAAACUCUACAUUCUAAAGGCACAAGCCGGAGACAAGAGGUGGUUCAAAGGAGCAAGGAAGUUUGUAGAGAGCACUGCAAGUUCUUUCAGUGUUGCAUAAGAAUUUAUUUGAGAGGGUUUGUGUAAUGUAAAUCACCUUAAGAUUGUGAAUUGCCUUUGAGCUCUCUAGUUUUUUUCUUCUUCUUUUAUCCUGUGUGUUUAAGAGUUGGCUAUAACCGAGGAAAUGGUUGAGCAUAUAUAAUUGUUUCACGGUAUUAAGCAAUUUUCUUA
Messenger RNA from Pyrus x bretschneideri (Chinese white pear), 1059 nucleotides. Its product is annotated as oxygen-evolving enhancer protein 2, chloroplastic. The record is from RefSeq and is a predicted model, not a curated record. The transcript has 4 exons. Lineage: Eukaryota; Viridiplantae; Streptophyta; Magnoliopsida; Rosales; Rosaceae. Gene Ontology annotation, molecular function: calcium ion binding. Gene Ontology annotation, biological process: photosynthesis. Gene Ontology annotation, cellular component: photosystem II oxygen evolving complex; extrinsic component of membrane; photosystem II. The coding region runs from base 83 to 889 and encodes 268 amino acids.